AAGAAGAGGAAAGGCUUUCUCGAUUACGGAGGGAAUUAGAUGACCAGAGAUUGGCGGCUGUUGUGUCAGUGCGUGAAGAGAUGGAGGCCGAAAAGUUAAAGCAAGAGGCAGAGGAGAAGGCAAGGCGCGCUGAAGAAGCCAUCCGAGAAGAGAUUGUGAAACUGAAGGAGCAGGACGAUGUCUAG
Messenger RNA from Acaulospora colombiana, 185 nucleotides. Lineage: Eukaryota; Fungi; Glomeromycota; Glomeromycetes; Diversisporales; Acaulosporaceae. The record is from the annotation of a GenBank genome assembly.